AUGUUAGACCCAUUGAGAAUGGCAACUGUUCGUCGAUAAUCAGAAUUAAUUAAAUCAAACAAUUAAUUGAUAGAAUAAUAACCCAGAGGUAGAUAAUAAUGUGUCAAAUCCAAUCAAAUUUUAACAGACAUUGUUAACUAAUGCAUUCAACGUUCAUAACAUUCCAUAGAUGCACUACAACAAAUCAGAGCCAGAUCCAAAGACAGAAGAAGUUCCUACAAGAAAACAACCCGACAAUCCACUAUAAGCAGUUACAAGGGGCAAACUUCUCCUAGUUUUAGGCAGGACGACCAAUCAGUCACAUCCUCAAUCCAAGAAUCCCUACAAAGUUAGUAACCUGUGAGAUUGUUUAGUUUUAUUGAAAACGAACCUAGUUUCAGAGCCAAAGACAUGCCCUUAUAAAUCAAUAGAGCAAGUCUUGAAACCAAGAAAAAACCAAUCAUUUAACUUAAAGAAAAUUAAAAAAAACUCACCAACAUUGAUCAAUUAUUUUAAGAAGCAUUGCGUAAAAGUUAAUAAAUUACAGAAAAGUUUUAUCACUGA
Molecule: messenger RNA, 543 nt
Organism: Paramecium octaurelia
Lineage: Eukaryota; Ciliophora; Oligohymenophorea; Peniculida; Parameciidae
Source: the annotation of a GenBank genome assembly